AUGAAGACUUUUGUUGAUAACUUAGUUGUUGCUGCACAACCUAUUCAAGAAUAUAAUUUAAUUCUUCAUAUUCUUGGAGGUCUUGGUUUGGACUAUGAUGCAUUAGUGGUGUCUCUAACUGCUAGAUCGGAACCUAUUACACUUACAGACCUUCAUGGUCUCUUGUUUAGCCAUGAGUGUAGGCUUGAAAAAAUGCAAGUUGUUGAGCAAAACUUAGCUCAAGUUAAUCUUGCUACCCAAAAUUCUAACAAUAACUAUUUCCACAAUGGUCCCAAGAAUGAUGGCAGUAACAAGAAGUCUCUAAACAAUUUCCACAAUAAAAAUGGUAGGGGACGUGGUCGCAGAGCAAUUAAUUAUUACCAUCGCUUUGAUCAUGCUUACCAGGCAAAUUCAAAGAAUCAAAUGGCAGCGUUAUUGGCUCAACCAUCCUUUAUUACUGAUCCAAACAUAAACGUUCGAGGAGAAUAUGGUGGGGUUGAUCAGAUCGUUGUUGGAAAUGGUAAAGGUUUAUCUAUCAAACAUAUUGGUGAUUCAAUUUUACCUUGUUUUCCUCGUCCAGUAUGUUUAAGAAACGUGUUACAUAUUCUUGCUAUAACUAAGAAUCUACUUAGUGUUGCUCAAUUUACAUCUGACAAUAAUGUCUACUUUGAAUUUCACCGUCGUGUUUUUCUUGUGAAGGAUCGAGAAAUGGGGAAACUACUUCUAUGGGGAAACCCUGAGCAUGGGUUGUAUAAACUUUAA
Molecule: messenger RNA, 741 nt
Organism: Capsicum annuum
Lineage: Eukaryota; Viridiplantae; Streptophyta; Magnoliopsida; Solanales; Solanaceae
Exons: 3
Coding region: 1-741 (246 amino acids)
Source: RefSeq, a predicted model, not a curated record